AUUUCAGAAUGUUGCGCCUUAAACUUGGUUCUCAUAAAAGUUCACUUUUUGCUGACCUUGUAGUAAUCAAAAUCUAAAUCUAAAUCUAAGUAAGUAAUAAUUUUUCACAUCAUCAAAGAUCUGAAAUCCCCCAUUUUUCAUUACAGUAUUGAAUUCCAAAACCCUACAAUUUAUCAAUCAAAUCGACACUCCCUGGCCUACAAUUUUAAUCUCUAUAUAUACAGAUCGGCCGUAAGUUUGUCCGUACACACACACACACACACACACAUAUAUAUAUAAUUUUUGCUAGUAAUAAAUGUGCAAGUUAGUUCGUCGGUCAGUUAGUGAAUUAUAAAAACAAAGAUUACAAUGUUUUGGAGGGAACGUGAAAAAGAGAUUGUAAAAGAUCAUAUCGGAGGUCCUCCGGUCGGGCAGGUUCGAGUUCUUGUUGUUGGUGAUUCAGGUGUGGGGAAAACAUCUCUUGUUAAUCUGAUUGUGAAAGGUACAACAAUAAAACAUCCUUCUCAAACAAUCGGAUGUACAGUAGAUGUGAAGCAUUUAACUUAUGGAACUCCUAGUAGUUCAUCUGAUAGUGUUAAAGGGGACAAGGAGAGAGAAUUCUUCAUUGAACUCUGGGAUGUCUCUGGACAUGAACGUUAUACGGAUUGUCGCUCCAUAUUUUAUUCUCAAAUAAAUGGCGUUAUUUUCGUACAUGACCUCUCCCAAAAAAGGACAAAAACAAGUUUGAAAAAAUGGGCUGCAGAAAUUGCAGCAACUGGAACGUUCUCAGCUCCACUAGCAAAUGGCGGUCCUGGUGGCCUUCCUGUACCAUAUUUAGUCAUUGGUAACAAAGCAGAUGUAGCUGCUAAAGAGGGGACAAGAGGUAGCAGUGGUAACCUUGUUGACAUGGCUCGCCAGUGGGUUGAAAAGCAGGGUUUGCUUUCUUCAAGCGAGGAACUUCCUCUGGUUGAUAGUUUUCCUGGAAGUGGUGGACUUGUAGCGGCUGCAAAAGAAGCAAGAUAUGACAAGGAGUCUGUUGUGAAGUUUUUUCGUAUGUUGGUAAGAAGAAGAUAUUUUUCAGACGAGUUACCUAUAGCUAGCCCAUGGUCUACUUCAGUACAAAGGCCUUUGCAGAGACCCGAGGACAGUAUUAUCGAUGAAGAUCAAUUAUACUCAAGUACACGGACAAUUGGUGACCCCUACAAGUACAAUGUUCUACCACCACUUCCGGCUCAACGGAAUCUCACCCCACCUCCAACGCUUUAUCCUCAGCAGCCGGUGUUGACACCUGAUAACUACAACCUCCCAAGAUUCAAUUUAAGUGGAGCUCAAGAAUUAAAUAGUAUUAGAUCAAAACGUAAUGAUAUAAAUGUAUGAUUUUGUUUGCCACUACUAUAGAAAAGGCAUAUGUUUUUUUUUUCUUAACUGUGUUGCUGCUUCUUGAUUGUAAACCAGUAUAUCCAUUCUUUGAUACGCAUACUCAGAUAAAUUGUUGAUGGCAACUUGGUUUGAUUUGUUGUAUCACGUGACUCAUAUCUUUGAAUUACUGUUUUAAGUUGUUUUACUCUGAAA
Erigeron canadensis is the source of this 1551-nucleotide messenger RNA. RefSeq names its product small GTPase LIP1-like. The transcript is spliced from 7 exons. Gene Ontology annotation, molecular function: GTPase activity. Lineage: Eukaryota; Viridiplantae; Streptophyta; Magnoliopsida; Asterales; Asteraceae. Bases 349 to 1356 code for a protein of 335 amino acids. The record is from RefSeq and is a predicted model, not a curated record. Gene Ontology annotation, biological process: intracellular protein transport. Gene Ontology annotation, cellular component: endomembrane system.